CAGCGCCAAUAUGUAUUACUUCUGACACACGGCCUAGUUUCACACACUGCCGACAUGGCCAUGCUGUACACCCGUCUCAUCCUCACAGUUGGAGCUAUCUUGGUGGACAUAUGUCACAAACACGUGGUUAAUGCCCAGAACUAUCAGCUGACGUCAUCAUGUGGAGGGUCUGUGCAGGCAGGGGGAAGCUGUACUCUGAUGUGUUACACAGGAGAAGCUUCACAUACAGCUAUACAGUGGCUGAAUAGAACUACAUUCUACAGAGUAAGUCAGGGUAGCUGCAGCUCCACCUCCCCAUCUGUCCCAGCUGACUACACCACCUCCUGCCCCAGCUCCACCAACUACACCCUCACCAUCAACAACGCCGUGUACGGCAGAGACAGACUCAGCUGGAGGUGUGACUAUCAGUUUGGGGGCAGAGCGAGUAACCAGAUACAGAUAGAUGUUCCAGUUCCUCUGAGCAGUGUUACCAUUGCUAGAACCACUACAUCUGUCUCCUGUGUCGCUGUCUCCAACCCACCGCCGUCCAUGACGCUGUACAGAGACGGGAUUAGUGUGACCACCAGCCCAGCAGCAGUGGAGGGAAACACUGGCUGGACAGCCACCAUCAACUACCAGCUGACAGGCAACAGUAGGAACUCCCUGUACUACUGCCAGGCAUCCAACACACAGACUACCGUCAACUCUACCUAUUCCUAUCCGGAAAUUGCUGUCAGCAGCGUGUCCCUUACAACCAUCACAUCCGCCAACCAGGAAGUUGGGGCUGCUGAGGGUCAACCGCUGACGUUGACGUGUGCAACCUCGGCCAGCUACCCUGCAGCUACUGUCACGUGGUACAAGAACAGUGUUGAGGUAACAGUGGGGAUCUCCAGUAACAGCACCACUGGGGUGGCUGUCCAGACAACCAGUACCGUGACCUUCAACUCUGUGGGGAGGUCAGACCUGGGCCACACAGUCUACUGUAGAGCCACCAACAUCCACACCCCCUCCCCAGUACAGUCCGACAAUGCCCGGGUGGGAGUGUGGUUCGGACCAGAACAGGUUGAUGUCACAAUGCCAGACAACGCUGCAGCCUUCGAGAACAGAAACCUGACCCUGACCUGUACUACCACAGUUUAUCCCAACCUGACCUUCAACUGGGACUACAUUGAUGGAACACCUGUAGAUGGUAGCACAGGGCCUGUGACAGGAUCUUCUACCUGGUGGUCACAGACUCUCACCUUCAGGCCAAAUAAAGACAAGACCACAGUGAGAUGUCAGGUCAGAAACACCAGAACAUCAGCAACACAGACUGGUUCUGCAUCAAUGGAUGUCAAGUACCCACCGCCGGUCCCUCCUUCCAUCACAGAAUUUCAGACUCUGAUGUUUGAAGGAGACACAGAGACUAUCAGCUGUUCGUUGACAGGAGGAAAUCCUCUAGCUACUAUCACGUGGUCCUGUCCGGGCACUGGAUCAGCAUCGGUCAGUGACAGUGGUCAGACCAGGACAUCUGCUCUCUCCUUCGUUGUCAGCAGGAGUCAGAACAGUCAGCAGUGUCAGUGUCUGGGGGCGUGGCAGUAUGGAGGAUACAACCAAUCUGAUGUCAGGACAUUCAAUGUCAGCUGUCCAAAAAGCCAGCAACCACUCAAAGCCGAAUAUAACAUCACAGGUGUAAUAGCAGGAAGUACGAUAGGAACCCUCCUUCUUACCUUGCUGAUUGAAGGCCUAGUUCUGAUUGUCCUCUAUAGGAAGGGGUUCAGGUUUGGAAACAUCUUGAAAGGAGCUGCUUUACACAAAAGCACAAGGAAUCCCGAAAAAGAAGAAAUGGAAAACAUAGGAUAUUCAUCCUUGGAUCACGUCAAAAGUCCAGCUCAGUACCCAAGCAUGGAUAAAGAGGCUUCGGAAAAACAACAUUACACACAGUUGAAGAUUUAUGAGAAUACAAACGUCGAGCCCAAAUCAGAGACAAGUACAUACGAAGACAUGACAGAAGCUCCUCCAGUAUCGUACGAGUCCAUCAACGCAUCUCCAUAUCAGAACAGCGGCGCUCAAUCUCGAGUUUCAGAUCCUGACUAUGGGAAAAAGUAAACAAGCACUGGAAGCGAUGAUAUCACUGGACGGGAAAAUACGGUGCGGGAACUGAAAAUUAUGUUAAUCUUUCAUAUAGUGUACAUUUUUACGUCAAAAUAUGACUGUUAUCUUAUGGUAUUAAAUAUAUUAUCUGCUU
Molecule: messenger RNA, 2206 nt
Organism: Haliotis rufescens (red abalone)
Lineage: Eukaryota; Metazoa; Mollusca; Gastropoda; Lepetellida; Haliotidae
Product: hemicentin-2-like
Exons: 12
Coding region: 55-2067 (670 amino acids)
Biological process (GO): cell-cell adhesion
Cellular component (GO): cell-cell junction
Molecular function (GO): cell adhesion molecule binding
Source: RefSeq, a predicted model, not a curated record